Molecule: messenger RNA, 345 nt
Organism: Haemonchus placei
Lineage: Eukaryota; Metazoa; Nematoda; Chromadorea; Rhabditida; Trichostrongylidae
Source: the annotation of a GenBank genome assembly
AUGAAUGGGAUAGAGCNCUUACGGUCACGGACUUUGUUCUGUUGCAGGUAUUUUAUGACUCCUGACCAUGUAUGGCAACUGCUCGGACGCCGAGCUCCAACUGAGGAAGAAAAAGAAUCCAGUCAUCUCCAACGGCCGUGCUCAGUGCUGGUAGCACGCCUUCUGUCGGCAAGUGUCGUGGCCAUGGCAGUUUUUGUGCUGUUGCUACCAAUGCAACGUCUUGCCGAAAUGCAUAUCUUUGUAAUCGUUCUCAAUUUUCUCCAUGUUUUUCUUGUAUGUGAACUAUCAUCUAUCAUAAUGUUCCUCUUUACUGAUUCCUGUACUGAGAAAAUAAAAGAGGAAUAG